ACAAGUCAUGUUUCAUGCAAAUUGACACCCAAAAGUCUAAAAAGGCUAGCCGUGUCAGCCGCCUUGAGCCCCCCCACCCAAAAUAAACGUUUCUGGACAUUCUUUUUCAAACAUCAAUGGCUAUGCCAUCUUUCCCCAUCUCCAAUUCCCUAUUUAAACAUCACUUAGCUUAUAAUAUCUUCAACAUAUAUUCAAAACCCACCAAAAUCUAAACUUACCAUUCUUGAAAAAUGGAUCUCAAACAACCACAACCACAAUCACAAUCCCAAAUCAAGGUGGUGGUUGAUUCAGUACCCACUGGCACUAUGAAACCACCCCACUUCCACCACCCUAAUCUGAUCGUCGGAAAACGAUCUCUAUCUUCAAUCUUAACCAAAUUCCAUGCAGGCUACUUUCGGAUAAGCCUCUCUCUCUGCAGCCAAGCCUUGUUAUGGAAAAUCCUAGUGAAGCCAAUCGACAAUGCUCAUGCUUUCAGACGCAUGUUUCUCAUGGUUCCUCCAACGGCUUUCAACUUUCUAUGGUCCCUCGCACUCUUCACCUUGACCUUACAAUCCCUCCUCUAUGUCCUCCGCUGUCUGCUUCACUUCGAACUCGUUAAGGCCGAGUUCUUGCACCGCGUCGGCGUAAACUACUUAUUCGCUCCAUGGAUUUCAUGGCUUCUUUUGCUUCAAUGUUCUCCUUUCUUCGCUCCGAAGACUGUGUUUUAUCAAGUGCUUUGGUGGGUAUUCGUGACCCCAGUAGUUGUUCUCGAUGUCAAGAUCUACGGCCAGUGGUUUACCAAAGGAAAGAGGUUUCUAUCGACCGUGGCUAAUCCGACGAGUCAGCUGUCGGUGAUUGGGAACCUGGUGGCUUCGAGUGCUGCGGCUCAAAUGGGGUGGAAAGAGAGUGCAGUGUGUAUGUUUUCGUUAGGAAUGGCACACUAUUUGGUGCUAUUUGUAACGCUUUACCAGAGGUUAGCCGGGAAUAAUAACCUCCCUGUGAUGUUGAGACCGGUGUUUUUCUUGUUCAUUGGAGCUCCGAGCAUGGCAAGCUUCGCUUGGGAAUCCAUUUCUGGAAAGUUCGACAACACUUCCAAGAUGCUUUUUUUCCUCUCACUCUUCCUCUUCAUGUCCUUGGUUUCAAGGCCAGCCCUAUUCAAAAAAUCAAUGAAAAAAUUCAAUGUGGCUUGGUGGGCUUAUUCAUUUCCUUUGACAGUCCUGGCAUUGUCUUCAGCAAAAUAUGCGGAGGAAGUGAAAGGAGGCAUAGCGCACGCAAUGAUGCUAGUUUUAUUGGCCAUCUCAUUUUUGGUGUCUUUCAUCUUAUUAGUAGUCACUGCACUCCAUUCAAACAUGCUGUUGCCGCCUCCAGCAGCAGCCACGGAUCCUCCAAGUCCGACGCCUAGUUGUGAUUCCCAUCGGACUAUAACAAAGCAUCUUCAACUAUUUAGAAGCAUAUUGAAUUGAUGUAGAGUUAUAAAUUAACUUGUAACUCAAUGACAUUGAUUUAUUUCUCUUUUUUUUUUUUUUUUUUUCCUUUUUUUGUAAAUUUCUAAGGAUGUAUUCCUUGACUUAAUAUCAAAUGCAAGUAGUUAUG
Messenger RNA from Ziziphus jujuba (common jujube), 1572 nucleotides. Its product is annotated as S-type anion channel SLAH1. Gene Ontology annotation, cellular component: membrane. The transcript is spliced from 2 exons. Gene Ontology annotation, molecular function: voltage-gated monoatomic anion channel activity. The record is from RefSeq and is a predicted model, not a curated record. Bases 231 to 1442 code for a protein of 403 amino acids. NCBI's taxonomy places the organism in Eukaryota, Viridiplantae, Streptophyta, Magnoliopsida, Rosales, Rhamnaceae. Gene Ontology annotation, biological process: intracellular monoatomic ion homeostasis; transmembrane transport.